AUAUCACAUAGACAUUUAUCUCAUCGUACGGAACGACAUUUUCUGCAUCGGUCAAUGGAACAGAUGUCGGAAUCUUUGAGCGAUAGUUUUUCAACGUGUGAUAGCGAGGAAGAUGCGGAACUGUGCCUAAGUUUUGAGGACAGGAGAGGGAGGGUAUCCCCCAACAGGGAACAGAACGAUGACACGCCCAAACAAGUGACCCCCUUCUCCGUGGCUGACAUCCUAGAUCCCAACAAGUUCCGUGGAAAGUCUGACGUUUCAACUUCAAGCAGUGUUGACGGAGAGGGCAACACGCCUUUGACAGAUGACGAAGACAUCACUGGUGACGUCAGCGACAUGGAUCGCGACGACUGUGAGGAUAGCCCCGAAAAACGUCAACGUAUAGAUGAAAACGGCAACCACGGUCAAGGUAGCCUUGGGGGGUCAAAGGUCGGCAAACCUCGAAGGGCAAGGACGGCCUUCACAUACGAACAAUUAGUCGCUCUUGAGAACAAGUUCAAGACGACGCGAUAUCUGUCUGUGUGCGAAAGACUAAACCUCGCUCUGUCUUUAUCUUUGACAGAGACUCAAGUAAAAAUCUGGUUUCAGAAUAGACGGACAAAGUGGAAGAAGCAAAACCCAGGUCUAGACGUAAACAGCCCAACGGUUCCUACUUCACCAACCAUUCCAAUCGGUCAGGCGUAUCCACUCGCCUACGGCGCCCAGAGUAUUUAUCCAGGACAUUUGCAAUCUUUUCAUUCGGCUGCCAGCCUCGUUCCCGGAUUUUACCUAUCCCAUAAUUCUCCAUUCCAAGGUGCACAUCCGGCUUUGAACCAUUGGUGACAAAGAAAUCA
Molecule: messenger RNA, 833 nt
Organism: Haliotis rubra (blacklip abalone)
Lineage: Eukaryota; Metazoa; Mollusca; Gastropoda; Lepetellida; Haliotidae
Product: homeobox protein slou-like
Exons: 2
Coding region: 55-822 (255 amino acids)
Biological process (GO): cell differentiation; regulation of transcription by RNA polymerase II
Cellular component (GO): nucleus
Molecular function (GO): DNA-binding transcription factor activity, RNA polymerase II-specific; RNA polymerase II cis-regulatory region sequence-specific DNA binding
Source: RefSeq, a predicted model, not a curated record